Hibiscus syriacus is the source of this 2116-nucleotide messenger RNA. RefSeq lists its product as uncharacterized. The transcript has 11 exons. NCBI's taxonomy places the organism in Eukaryota, Viridiplantae, Streptophyta, Magnoliopsida, Malvales, Malvaceae. Bases 170 to 1927 code for a protein of 585 amino acids. Gene Ontology annotation, molecular function: protein dimerization activity. The record is from RefSeq and is a predicted model, not a curated record.
GAAGUAACUAGAGUGUUGAAGCCUGAAGGUUGGGUUAUAAGAAUCAGAUGAUGUUAAGUCUAAACAUCAUUGGCCUUUGUAGUUUCAGCUGAAGCAGGAAAGGAAGAUUCCGUCUACCUCUUCUUCAAUUUUCUCCCACUCAAUUAAAUAUAUAUAGGUGUACUACAAGAUGUUUAGUGGUUAUUCAUCGGAUGGAUCCAAUUCAUUGAUGCGAGAUAAAUCACAAUUCCCAUUCGAAACUAAUCCGUUCAACCUCGAUGGAAGCUCGUUCAUAGAUGAUUCUGAAUUGAUUGGUAUGAUUGACUCUGAGUUCGUCAUUGACACUACUGAGAUCUCUGGGCCUGCUAUAAAUGGUGGACCAAUGGAGUCUCCAAAUUACCAGUUUAAUCAAGCCGAAACAUCUGAAGCCUCAUUUCAAACAGAAGCAGAAUGUGGUAAAUCUAAACCUACUCCAGCACAAAGAGAAAAUAAAAGAAAAUGCGAUAUAAACUACAGACAAAAGCUAAAGGGAAAGAUGGGAGUUCUUCAGGGACUUGUACGUGGUUGCAGUAAGGUUAAAGGCAAGGAAGCAAUGCUGGAUGAAAUCAUUAACUAUGUACAGUCACUUCAGCGACAAGUUGAGGGAUUGAGGCUUAAUUCAGCCAUUGAGGAAAAGGCACAUGAACUGAUUGCUGAGAAUAAACACUUGAAAGAGGAAAAUGAGCGAUUAAACGCUGAGAAUACAGCACUAAAAGAAAAAAUAGGAUUGUUGCCUUCCAGUGGCAAGCAGGUUGAGCAUCAGAGUCUUUCUCUCCAGGAUCAUCAUGGAUCUUACUCUGAAGCUGUUGACAAGAUCAGAAGUUUGGAAUUGCAGCAGGCAAGCUUUAUAAGUCUUGUCUUGAUGCAACUACAAGAAAACAUUUUAGAAGUCAAUGGGGUGAAACCAGUAUCUGGGUUGGAUGCUUUGUUGAAUGCCACUGAAGCUCCUAGAGAUACUUGUUUGCAAGUUCAAGAAAUCUCACUCAACAAAAGAAAAAGAAGUGUGCAGGAUGCUGAGUUUGAUCAAGCUAAGGGAGGCCAACCAUUGAACAAGGCAAGAAAAGACAGUGUUGAAAAUCACGAGAAGGGAGAAGAUGAAACCAUCCCCCAAAUAGGCCAGACAAAAACCAGUCACUGUUACAACGUAAGAAUAGAAACCAUCAAAGAAAAGGAGAGAAUUCUUCAAGAACUGGUACCUGGUUGUAGCAAGCUUACAGGCGCAGAAGCUCUAGAUGAAAUCAUUAAUUAUAUACAAUCACUUCAGCGACAGGUUGAGUUUUUAUCGAUGAAGCUUUCUGAAUUCCAUCCCAUAUCAAAUGGUGAUGCAGCCGUUACUGACAUUCUCUUUAAGCUUGAAGCUGAUGAUGGGAGUAAAGUGAAAUUGUCAGACUUUUCUGGCUUAGAUGGUGAGCGCAUAACAAUAGGCAAAUAUAGCUUUCCACUCUCUCUACAUCCGAUCAUAAAGAACAUCAUUGAUGUCUACGGUGAUGUUUCUGCAACAAGUAAAAUGAAUCCGACUAUUGCCGAGGCGAUCUACAUCAUGUUUUGUGCUUGCGUCAAAGAGAUGAGUGAUCUACGGUUAGAGCACGUUACCGAGGGCCUGAUAUUGAAGUGGAGGGAUGUAAUCAAGGAUGCUUUAUGUAUGAAUUUCAAGGUGGAAUUUGCCAUGGAACAUUUGAAGAAAAUUGCUUGCGCGUACAUUGGUCGAAUGGAACACUCUAAGAUACUCAAGCUAGAGGCUCAGUUGAGUGCUACGAAAGAGGAGCAUUCUAAGAUAUUAAAGAGGUCAAAGGUAUUUAUGGAUGCUGCAGAAGAUUUUAAUGAUAAGCCUGUCAGCUCCGGAAUGUUUGUUAGCACGAGGGGUGUUAAACAAACUCUUGAAGGCGCAAACAACUCGAGCUCGACUUAAAAAGAAGGAUUCAGCUACCUCAAUAUUGAGCUAUUGAGCAAGCAAAAAGGAUUCAGUUACCUCUUUAUUAAACCAAAUCUGCUCUGCGCAAACCACACCACACCACGGAUUCUUGUCAUAGGAGAGGCCUUUUUUUGCCUUUGGCCGGCCGCUUUCAACUCAUUUUCCUUCCCCCCCCCCUCGUUUGUU